This is a messenger RNA of Ostrinia furnacalis (Asian corn borer), 3173 nucleotides long. RefSeq lists its product as uncharacterized. The transcript has 18 exons. Bases 222 to 3167 code for a protein of 981 amino acids. The record is from RefSeq and is a predicted model, not a curated record. NCBI's taxonomy places the organism in Eukaryota, Metazoa, Arthropoda, Insecta, Lepidoptera, Crambidae. Gene Ontology annotation, cellular component: aggresome; peroxisomal membrane. Gene Ontology annotation, molecular function: ubiquitin protein ligase activity; zinc ion binding; ubiquitin protein ligase binding. Gene Ontology annotation, biological process: protein monoubiquitination; protein autoubiquitination; aggresome assembly.
UUAUCAGCUAGUGGGAAAUAAUUUAUCAUAGUAUGGUAUCACAUUUUUUUUGUUUUUAUUUUGAUUCGAUUGAUAUUCGAACACGGAAGUGGUUUCGUUUCGUUCGUGUGUUGACGCUCGCAUUGCGAAACAUGUCCUAUAGCUUUUUUAGAACUUUAUAAAAAUGUCUAAAUUAUGGUGAACGAUUCGUCGGCCCCAUAGUAAAGGAAGUAGAUCUGAAGAUGGCCUCGAGAGGGGACAAAGGGAAUGGAAAUGGCGAGGAGCAGAUCGUAGAGACGUUGGCGGAGGUGUUCCGCUGUUUCAUCUGUAUGGAGAAACUGGUGGAUGCGCACCUAUGUCCCCACUGCUCCAAGUUGUGUUGCUAUGCCUGCGUGCGGCGAUGGCUGACGGAGCAGAGGUCCCAGUGCCCUCACUGCCGAGCCUCGCUGCACCUGCAUGAGCUCGUUAACUGCCGCUGGGUGGAGGAGGUCACCCAGCAGAUCGAGACCAUGCAACAGACUAACUCCGCUAGUCAACGAGAGAGCUUUAGGGAUAGAUGCCCAACACACCAAGAGAAGCUGACGGUGUACUGCUGGACAUGCCGGCGCUGCAUCUGCCACCAGUGCGCGCUGUGGGGCGGCACGCACUCGGGACACACCUUCAAGCCGCUGGAGGAGGUGUACGAGCAGCACGUCACCCAGAUCCGAGAUGAGGUGGCCCAGCUGAGGCGCAGGCUGAUGGAGCUUAUUAGCCUGGUGCAGGAUGUGGAGCGUAACGUAGAAUCCGUUCGAGCGGCGAAAGACGAGCGCGUCCGCGAGAUUCGAAACGCGGUCGAGCUGAUGAUCUCCCGCCUGGACUCGGCGCUGAAGGCCAAGCUGCUGACGCUCAUGGGCCAGAAGAACAGCCUCACGCAGGAGACGGAACAACUGGAGCACCUGCUUCAAGAAAUAGAGCAUCAGCUACAUGCUAGCACUAGAUCCGAGCUGAUCGCCAAGAGCGGCGAACUAUCGAAAAUGAUCCAUCAAGUGCGAAAGAAACCGAUGGCUAGCUUUGUGACCGCGCCCGUACCGGCCGAUUUCCAUAGCGAAAUCGUGCCGAGCUACGACAGCAGUACGUUCCCGCUUACAAACUUCACGCAGCUGCAACACGCGGCGGCGCCCGUGUACUCCCUGCCGCUACACGUCAACGGGUUAUGCUGGCGACUGAAGGUCUACCCGGACGGGAAUGGAGUGGUACGGGGGAAUUAUCUCUCCGUGUUUUUGGAACUCAGCGCCGGAUUGCCCGAGACCUCCAAGUACGAGUACCGGGUGGAGAUGCUGCAUCAAGUGUCUCGCGACCCGUCGAAGAAUAUCGUGCGCGAAUUCGCGUCUGACUUCGAGGUCGGCGAGUGCUGGGGCUACAACCGGUUCUUCAGGCUGGACUUGUUGGCCAGCGAGGGGUAUUUGAACCCGGAGACUGACACGCUGAUCUUGAGGUUCCAAGUGCGUCCGCCGACGUUCUACCAGCGCUGCCGCGACCAGCAGUGGUACAUCAACCAGCUCAUCACCAUGCAGAACCAGCACGUUCUGCAGAUCAAUGAUCUCAAAGAGCGUCUCACCCUAGAGAUGUCUCGCAACUCGCUAGCGACCGCCGCGACUCGCGCGCCGCCUGCCGCCGCUGCAACCGAACCCGACAAUCCCGCACAGAAUAACCCUGUCGAUGGGAACAGUCUCAGCGACUCCAUGGUGUUUAACCAGUGGAAGUUCAACGCGCACAACAUCAUGAGCGGGCAGAGGCUGGCUAGUCCAGGCAUUUUGAACACGACUAUCUUCGCUGAAGACACUCGCAACAACGAGGUGUCGAGCCAGCCGGCCUACGCUUACGGGGAUUACCCGCAACCGCCGCGUCUGCCGUCCCACCCGCACGCCACGCACGCGCUCGACGCCUACAACCUACCCUCUACUUCCAGGUCGGCGAAUUCGCUGCACGCGCCCGGCGCAGACAGCAUGGCGCUGGUCAGCCUGCAUACACUUCUGAGCGCGGGCCGAGCGCCGCGCGCCGCCAAGCCGCCGCGCCUCGACAAGCGCCUCGCGCUCGCCAAGGACUCCUGCACCACGCUCACUGCCGUCGCGAGUACCCCAGUGACGGAAGCGAGCCAAGCCGCAAGCAACGUGGUCCUUUGCUCUUCCAUUUCGUCGCCAGAGCUGCAGGCCGGGCCGGGGGCGAAGCCCGAGCCGCAGGCGCCCGAGCCGGCCGCGGAGGCGCUGGACAGCCCCAAUAAUACGCAGGCGGCGCACGCGGCCUCUGAGACCAGCAGCGAUACUGGGGAGCUGAUGUUCAGCGAGCUGGAGGUGUUCGCGGACGAAGCGGGCGCAGGCGCUGCUGAUGACAACUCCAACGAGGAGAACGACGUCGACGAUGAGACCAUGUCCGGAGAGAACGACAUCGAGGGCGCCGUCGCGUGGGGCCGCGCCGGCGACGCGGGCAGCGACAUACUCAGCCGCCUGCUGUGCGCUGUACAGACGAGAGGAGUCACUGGUCACGGCGGCGUGACGCCGGCGGGCACGGACGGGUCGGCGCCGGCGCCGGUGGCGCGGCCCGAGCACGACCCGCAGCUGUCCACGGCCGCGCACACAGACAUGCUGCUGCUAAACCUCAUGCGCAUUAACGGCCUCACGCCCAAGCACGCGCGGCACGGUCCAAAACGCCACUGGGCAGCCAGCACCCAAAGCCCCGAAAGCGAGCACCGCUCCCCAACCAACAGCGGGCAGGGAUCGCGAGGGCCGCGCCGCGCUAGCAACGCCGCUUCCCGCUCGCGUCGCUUACCCCGCACGCCUAUGUUGUCCCCGGGGCAGUUACGGCAUACGCAUCAUAAUGAACCAGUGAGACCUGCAGAGCCCGACCGCUCGGGGCACUGCUCGGGCGCCGGCGCCGGCACGUCUGCGAUCUCGACGGAGCGCGCGUCGUCGCCGGCGCUCGCGCUGCACGACUACUGGCCCUCCGUGUCGUCCGUCAGCGACAAUGACGAGGUCGAACUCAUUUUGGACUACAACGACACGCUCUUCGAUAUGCUGCUGAACACGCUAUCCCUGGAGAGUCCCGGCGCCGCGCCGGAAUGCCUGGGCUCCGAAACCGGCGCGCGCGCCGCCACGCCGCCGGUUCAGCCGUGGUCGCCGCCGUCGGCGCCGGCGCAGCGCGACUUGGACUGACCCGGC